Gloeophyllum trabeum ATCC 11539 is the source of this 297-nucleotide messenger RNA. RefSeq lists its product as uncharacterized. The coding region runs from base 1 to 297 and encodes 98 amino acids. The record is from RefSeq and is a predicted model, not a curated record. The transcript has 4 exons. Lineage: Eukaryota; Fungi; Basidiomycota; Agaricomycetes; Gloeophyllales; Gloeophyllaceae.
AUGUCGGACGCUGCGGUCGCCCCCAACGAGGUUGAGAUCAACGACGCGCUGUUCUGCAAGCACUUCAAGGAAGUUUGCGCUGAGUGCGACUACGAUGGCAGAGCCGACAAUGACGCCAUGUUCGGGUUCGAUCCCAUCGACCGCGAGGGCUUGGAAGCAAACUCUGCAACCUUGAACAAGGAAGGUCAAUACGUAUGCAAGAAGCACGGCUCAGCUAAUUGCAACCAAUGCUACGGAUGGAAGAAGCAAAUCACGAAGGCUAGGGCUGCUGCAAAGAAGGCGGCUAAGAGAGGAUGA